Messenger RNA from Cynoglossus semilaevis (tongue sole), 2866 nucleotides. RefSeq names its product FH1/FH2 domain-containing protein 1. The coding region runs from base 996 to 2693 and encodes 565 amino acids. Gene Ontology annotation, biological process: cortical actin cytoskeleton organization. Gene Ontology annotation, molecular function: actin filament binding. Gene Ontology annotation, cellular component: cytoskeleton; cytoplasm. The transcript is spliced from 9 exons. NCBI's taxonomy places the organism in Eukaryota, Metazoa, Chordata, Actinopteri, Pleuronectiformes, Cynoglossidae. The record is from RefSeq and is a predicted model, not a curated record.
UUUCUCUCUUGUUUUUCUUUCUUUCUUUCUUUCUUUCUUCCACAUUAACAUGUUGCACCAGCACUGCUGUCCUGACAACUCUUUCACUCUGAAUGGUGUCCAUUGCAGCACAAAGCUUCUUUGCAUGGAGAAAUCUAAAAUCACCAUUCAACCACACAGGCUGAAGGAAUAUGGCAUAUGGCUUUGAUAACUGGGGACGCUGAGCACCAUUUGGUCCCUUGUGCUGUUUUUUAUGUGUUCACAGGGGAGAAGGAGAGGCAGGAGAGGAGGGAAGUAACAAAUCAGCAGCAGCAGAUAGAGAGGUUUGUGUAUACAAGCAGGAGAUGCAGACUCGAUAAGAAAAUUAAGGAAAAGGGUGCAACUCAAAAAGAGCCAAACUGAUGCUACCAACCAACCAAUGAGAUUCCCUCCCACCCUUUAAAUCUCUCACUUAGUGACACAGAACGAAAAGAAGAGUUCAAGGAUAGCUCCAGGAGCUUGUAGUUAGAAUUUUCUGGAAGCUCAAAACGUUCCUUGGAUUUUUUUCUGCCUCCAUCAGAUUUGGAGGUCAGACUAAACACAGCCCUUCAGGACUCCAUAUCUCUGAGGUCACAGGUCUCUGGCUCAGCGUGAGCAGUGCAACAGACAACUUUUGGAUUAAAAGAAAAAAAUAACACCGCUCUAUCGUUUUAGAUUUGAGGGAACAAAAAACUGCACCCAGGACAAUUGCAGGUUGUGGGGAAGUGAGAACACCCAGAGGUGGUUCGAGGAUUGUGAUUUGGUCGUGUGAGGUAUGCACUUCUGUGGCCGAGAAGUGAGACAGAGCAUCCACAGACAUUCAGGGUGACACUCAGAGUCUGUGAGGUGGCUGAUGACUGCAGAUCAUUUCUACUCUGAGGACUUGGAGUCACAUUUUUCUCAGUUCACAGACGACAUGGUGCCUUCUCUACUGACUGUGAGGUUGCUGAAUUUCAGCGUAUGUGAUUUCUGAGUCCUAGACACCACAGAAGAACUAGAUGAAGCAGUCAGAGCAGACUAAGGACACCCCCCUGCUGUGGGACUUUGACCAACCCUGGAGCUCGAUCAUCAAACCUGCUGCACGUCUUUGCCUCAACACCUUCGACUUCUCCGACCUCUGGGAUGAGGAAGACAGCACUGAGGAUGAGGGAACUUCUUCUGUCAGUGAUCUGUUAACUUGCACUGGAAGCCCUCCUGGGCCCCUUCCUCUUCCCCCUCCUCCACCACCUCUUCCUACUGUUGCCUCACCUUCGCCCCCCCUUAAGCAAGCAACCAAAUCCCGCACCCUGAAGCUCCACUGGAGGGAAAUGAAGAGUCUGCCUCCCCUCCCAAGAAUGACCCGCUUUGGGACUCAGACAAUUUGGGCUGCUCUUGAACCGGUCCACCUGGACACAAACAGACUGGAGUACCUGUUUGAGUCCAAGGUCAGUGGCAUCUGCUUUAGUGCAGCCUCUGGACGACAGAAGCAGCCCUGUGUCUCUGUUCUGGGAAUGAAGCGCAGCAACAUCAUCACCAUAGCACUGAGCUGCCUGCCCCCUCCUCGUCUCCUGCCCCCUGCCAUCAACAGCAUGGACAGCAGUGUACUGGACAGAGAGGACAUUCAGCGUCUUCAAACAUUAAUCCCAACAGAAGAGGAACUUUCUCUUAUUAAUGACGCCAAAGCCAAGAACCCUCAGGCUCCACUGGCCCAGGCUGAGUCCUGCCUUCUCACUUUAGGUGAAAUCUCUCACCUCAGCUCCAGACUUCAGCUGUGGGCCUUUGCUCUGGAUUAUGACUCCUUAGAAAGGGAGAUUGCAGAGCCUCUCUUCCAUCUAAAGCUGGCGAUGGAACAACUUGCAGCCAGUCAGACUUUUAGACGUAUUCUGGCAACAGUGUUAGCAAUUGGUAACUUUCUAAAUGGACGUAAGGCUCGAGGCUUUGAGCUGAGUUACCUGGGCAAACUGUCUCAGGUGAGAGACACGCACUCUCGUCAGCCCCUGCUGCAUCAUGUCUGCAUGCUCCUCCAGCAGCUCUACCCAGAAUGCUCUGAUCUGUACUCGGACAUCGGUGCAGCUAUCAAAGCUGGAAAGUGUGAUUACUCGUUAGUCCAUUCCAAUCUUUGGCAGCUGGAGGCCAUGUGCAAAGCAUCAUGGGAGCAGCUGAAGAUGCUGGAUAAGGCUGACGAAAAGAGGAAAGGAGGAAAGUGGGAGAAAAUUCGAUCUAGAGGAGGAGAUGAGGCUCUGCUGCCUGAAGGUUCCCUCCGACAGCAGCUGCCGAAGAUUCUAAAAGAAUGUGAGGGGAAACUCAAAGUCCUUAAAGCCGUCCAUCGUCGAGUUAUUAACAGGUUCCACUCCUUCCUCUUGUUCCUGGGCUACUCUAAAGCUAUGGUGAAAGACACACGAGCUGAAGACUUCUGCAAAACUAUCAGUAACUUUUCUCUGGAGUACAGAUCUAUGCGGCAGAGCAUCCUGCUGCAGAGAGAACGGGAGCGACAAAGAAGUGCACCUGAAGGUCCCAGCCCCAGCACUCCCAUAGGCCAAAGGAAACAUCUACAAUCAUCCACACAGAAUGACAGUGAGAAAAGUGAAGAACAGUGUAAGCUGGAGGAGGUACUUAGAACACCAGAGUCCACACUGAGGCCGGACGCCACACUGCCUCGAAACCGAAGGAAGAUGGCCAACAUCCAAGCUCAGUUUUCUGGAAACCUGAAGUUGUGAUCCUGCUGUGAUACUUUUAUUAUUAACCUCUAAAUUAUUAUCUAAUAGAUUCAUUGUUUUAUUUUAAAAUGAUCUCUGACAAAUGGAAAUGCCUGGCAUACCAUGUGUCAUUUAGUAUUGAUUGUGUUUGUUAAUUCUUGUUGAUGCAUUAAAAUUUGUUUUGAUAGCAAAAA